Hydractinia symbiolongicarpus is the source of this 800-nucleotide messenger RNA. RefSeq names its product acidic leucine-rich nuclear phosphoprotein 32 family member B-like. The record is from RefSeq and is a predicted model, not a curated record. The transcript is spliced from 6 exons. Bases 1 to 699 code for a protein of 232 amino acids. NCBI's taxonomy places the organism in Eukaryota, Metazoa, Cnidaria, Hydrozoa, Anthoathecata, Hydractiniidae.
AUGAUAGGUUCUAGUUGCGAGCAGUAUAUAAAGGGUGACAUAUUUUGUAUUUAUCAGUCAAAAAGCAGAUACUACACUGGUAACAUCAGAGUAGUAGACAAGGUAUGUAGCACUUUGUGCAUUGGGCGAUUUCAAGCAAAUGUAGCGUUCUUUAGUAAAAGCAGGAUGAAGUUGAUUCACUUAGUGCUGCUUUUUGGUUUCGUCGCCGUUCUCUUCGCAGAACAAAAAACAACAGUUCAAGAGGAAGAUUCUAGCGAUGAUGCAUUCGAUUUAGAAGACCCCUCAGAAAACAAAAACAAGGAUGAUGCAACAAAUGAAGAUAAAAUCCCUGCUGAAGAGGACGAAGAAGAAGAAGAUGAGAUAGAAGAAGAAGGUGCUGAUCCUGGAGAAAAUAAUGACGAAGGCGAAAUAGAAGAAGACGAAUCAGACCCAGCUGAAAAUGAUGACGAUAGUGUUGAUAUAAGUGACAGCGCUGUUGAAAACAACGAUGCUGUGGAAAAAGGAAAAUCUGAUCCAGCUGCUUGGUUCGGACGCCGACGCAGGAGAUCUGCUCGUCGAAGAAGACGAUAUUACCGUCGACGUAUUGUCUAUCGAAGAAGAUAUUACCGUCGACGUAUUGUCUAUCGAAGAAGAUAUUACCGCCGACGCACUGUUUUUCGUCGACGAAGAACCUUUUUCCGUCGACGCCAUUUCGGUUAAGAUAAAAAGAGAACAAUGAUACUGGGAAUUAUUUUUGUAACAAUAAGAAACAAGAAAUUUUUGUAACUCAUCUUUGCGGGAAAAACGUUUAGUUUUUAACA